GCGGGCGGCGUUCGUGCUAUCUGAUCUGUCGCCACCAGUUGUUUUCUUCAUGCGCCACCCUGCAUGACCCUGCGCCCGCUUGUCGCGACAGCGCCUGCAGCGACUGGUGAUAACCUGAGUUCCUUGACCCAACGCCGGAGGGUGAAAUGAAAGCGCCGACCUCCCGAGCCUUCCGGACCCGCGAUCGUGUGUGGAAGCCCGAGCCGGCCCUACUGCCUCCGGGGUGACGCACGGCCUCCAUCCGCCCAGACAGAUGGCCCCACACCAAGUGCCGCAUCAGCUCCCCUGGAGGGAUGUCCACCCCUUCUUCCUCCUGUCACCGCUGAUGGCCCUUCUCAGCCGGGCCUGGAGCCGGCUGAGGGGCCCAGGACCUCCAAAGCCCUGGCUGGCGGAAGCGGUACAGAGUGCAGAUCAGGGAGAAGCUGGCCUGCAGGGAGAAGCUGAGGCUGCUUUGGCCACUGGCUAUGUCCCCUGGGGCAAACACCCUCCAGGGGUGGCUGAAGGCAGUGGAGCCGCUGUGGAAGAUGGAGAAUCUUCCUGGAAGGCCUGCCCUGCCUUAAAAGCCAACAGUUCUCUUCUGGAAGCCUGGGAACCUUCAGAUGAUAAUGACGAAGAGUAUGGUGGGGAAGAAGCAACCAGUGGCCCCACAGAACAGGGAAGUGAAUAUACAGACGGCCAGCUCGCUCCCCCGUCCCCCAGCCUCCUGAAAACCCUGCAAGACCCUCCCGGGGAAGAGGAAUCUGAAGAAGGAGGAAUUGCUGAAGAUAAAGCCAUCAUGUUCUCUUUCCCUCCAUCACACUGGGAGAGUGGCCCAGGGAUGGAGGAGGAGGAAGAUGGAGAAGCUGUAAGUCAGGAAGCUCCCAGCAUGUCUACUUCCCCCUUAUCUCCAGGACCCAAGCCCAGACCUUGGGGGUAUUGCGCAGGGGAGGCACAGGCUCCAGCGAAGGAGGAAGAAAGAACAGAGAAUAAAAAAACCAGGAAGACCUCCACUUUCUCCUCAUGUGCAGGCUCCCAUCCCAGCACGUGGGAGUGCUAUUCAGGAGAAGAGUCUGAGGAAGAGGGAGAAGCUGAGUGUCCCUCUUCUAUCCCCCCAACAAGUAUCUUCUUGAGGGCCUGGGUGUACAGACCAGGAGAGGACACAGAGGAUGAGGAGGAAGAAGGGGAAGACAGUGAUUCAGGAACAGCUGAGGAGGAGGGAGAAGAUGAAGGUCCCUCUUCCAUCUCUCCCACAAGCACCUUCUUGAGGACCUGGGUAUACAGACCAGGAGAGGACACAGAGGAUGAGGAAGAAGAAGGGGAAGACAGUGAUUCAGGAGCAGCUGAGGACAAGGGAGAAGCUGAGGGUCCCUCUUCCAUUCUCCCAACAAGUACCUUCUUGAGGGCCUGGGUAUACAGACCAGGAGAGGACACAGAGGAUGAGGAGGAAGAAGGGGAAGACAGUGAUUCAGGAGCAGCUGAGGACAAGGGAGAAGCUGAAGGUCCCUCUUCCAUUCCCCCAACAAGUACCUUCUUGAGGGCCUGGGUAUACAGACCAGGAGAGGACACAGAGGAUGAGGAGGAAGAAGAGGAAGACAGCAAUUCAGGAGCAGCUGAGGAUGAGGGAGAAGCAGAGGGUCCCUCUUCCAUCCCUCCCACAAAUACCUUCUUGAGGUCCUGGGUGUACAGACCAGGAGAGGACACAGAGGAUGAGGAGGAAGAAGAGGAAGACAGCAAUUCAGGAGCAGCUGAGGAGGAGGGAGAAGCUGAGGGUCCCUCUUCCAUAUCCCCUGCAAGUGCCUUCUUGAGGUCCUGGGUGUACCGACCAGGAGAGGACUCAGAGAAGGAAGAUGAGGAGAAUGAGAAAGAUGGCUCAGAAGCAGCUGGCUCAGAACCAGGUUCUUCCAUUCAGGCCCAGAGUUCCUUCUUCAGGGGCCCGAGAUCUGCACCUGGAAAGGAGACAGAGGAUGGAGAAGCUGAGCCCCACCCCUUCCGAGUGGCCAUCUAUUUGCCUGGAGAGAAGCCACCACCUCCCUGGGCUCUUCCUCGGUUGCCUGCUCGACUGCAAAGGCGCCUCAAGUCUGCAGAAGCCCCCACCCGACAUCUGGACCCUGAGACCCCCCAAAAGACCACAAAGGUGCGCUUCUCUGAGAAGGUCUCCAUCCACUUCCUGGUUGUCUGGGCUGGACCUGCCCAGUCUGCCCGGAAAGGCCCCUGGGAGCAGCUCGCCCGGGAUCGCAGCCGCUUUGCUCGCCGAAUUGCACAGGCUGAGGAGGUGCUGGGCCCCUGCUUCACCCCUGCAUCCCGGGCCAAGGCCUGGGCACGCCUCAGGGACCCUUCCCCUCCUCCUCCUCCUCCUCUUCCGGCUGCCACACCUGCCACUACCCAGACCUUGCCCACAUCCUCUGUCGAGGCCACGCCCUUGAGCCAUGCUGUGAUUUCUCCCUUCCCUAUUUAUGUGGCUGCACCUCCUUGCCUAGACCUCAGCUGGAGGCGUGGCUAGGGUCAUGCGGUGUUUGUUACUAUUUAUUUAUUUUUUACCAGCUGGUUUAAGAAAUAAAGCCUUUGGAUUUGUACUGAA
Phyllostomus discolor (pale spear-nosed bat) is the source of this 2557-nucleotide messenger RNA. It is a transcript of the gene PPP1R15A, whose product is annotated as protein phosphatase 1 regulatory subunit 15A. The record is from RefSeq and is a predicted model, not a curated record. Gene Ontology annotation, cellular component: endoplasmic reticulum; protein phosphatase type 1 complex. Lineage: Eukaryota; Metazoa; Chordata; Mammalia; Chiroptera; Phyllostomidae. Bases 254 to 2479 code for a protein of 741 amino acids. Gene Ontology annotation, biological process: response to endoplasmic reticulum stress. Gene Ontology annotation, molecular function: protein phosphatase regulator activity. The transcript has 3 exons.